AUGAAACACCCGUAUGAGGAAUUCCCUACAGGAUCCAAGUCGCCAUACAACAUGCCCAGAGGAGCCCAUCCUGGCGCUGUUUUGCUCUCGCCACAAUCAUCUGCCAUAAACAAUAAUAACAACAGUGCGGGCAGCAACAAUUGCAACAAUAAUCAGGGCAAUUCAUCCGUGGCCACGAACGUUUUGUCCCCUCAAUCUCACAGUAUGUCGCUCAAUGAUAUGCUGGAUCAGCAAUCCUUCAUGCUGGAUGCCACAGGCUCUAUGCCCCAGCCACUCCAGCAACAACAACAGCAGCAACAACAGCAGGCAUCUUUGCCUUCCCUUAAUAUUCAAACAAUAUCGUCCACGGCAGCUGGUUCUGCUAUCGUUUCCCCCAUGAUGCAAUCACCAAAGGCAUUACAGUCCACUUUAUCUUCAACGUCGAUGUACUUGGAUUCCUUCCAGAGAUCUUCAAAUAAUAUUUUGGGUCUUCCAUCGCAAAAUAGCUCAAUGCCCUUACAGCAAUCACGUCAACCGCAACAGCAACCCCAACCCCAACCUCCAAAAAAUGAUUCGAAGACAGCCAUAAAUUUCAGCCAAGAUAUCAACCAAUUGUGCUCUUGGAUAUCAAUGCUGAAUAGUAACCAACAAAACACUGUAAUGGACAAUAUCCUCUCUGUUUUGCAUGACGAUGUUUUGAAAUACACUAAAUUGAAAUUAGACACCUUAACAAACACUUCAUUCAUGUCAUCGCAGCUUCCCGCCAUCGCAUCCCCAAUACCUAACAGGGACGAUACACAGAUUUUGAAUAUCGAUUCUGUUUUUUCUUCAAGUCCAAUCACCAAUGACUCUGAGAAUACUGAUAAUUUGCUGUAUCAGAAUUGGUCACCUCAACCACAUUCAAUACCAAUUGCCCAACCUGUUUACGAUAACAUCACUGACUCCGGCCAACGGUCCAAAUCAGCAGAACCUCAUUCCAAUACGAAUCCAAAUCUCAUUCCACUUCAAAAGCAAUUCGAUGGUAACAGUGCCAAAUACAAAAAGUCACCAUCGGAUAACUCCGCUUACGUUGCACACUCCCUUUCAACUUCCCAUUCUUACUUUCAACCAAAGAAAAGGACAAGCAUGGCGAAUGAGUACAACUCCCACCACCACCAUUCAUUGCAUCAUCCUUUACAUAAUUCAACUUCAUACUUUUCUAGCAGUCCAAGAUCAUCAGGAACUGAAGCAUUGAGUAAGUCCAACCAAAAUGUGUUUAACACUACCAACGACCACCUCAAUGUUGGUACUGGUGCUACAAGCACUACACCUGCAUCUACACCAUCUAACGGAAACACACCACUAUCGAGUAAUUCUUCAAUGAAUCCAAAGAGUUUAACCGACCCAAAAUUAUUAAAGAAUAUACCCAUGUGGUUGAAAUCGUUGAGGCUACACAAGUACUCAGAUGCCUUAAGUGGGACCCCAUGGAUUGAACUGAUUUAUUUAGAUGACGAAACUUUAGAAAAGAAGGGUGUUCUCGCAUUGGGAGCAAGGAGAAAACUUUUGAAGGCUUUUGGAAUAGUUAUGGAUUACAAAGAACGUGAUUUAAUUGAUAGAUCUGCUUAUUAA
Messenger RNA from Saccharomyces eubayanus, 1587 nucleotides. RefSeq names its product Vts1p (gene VTS1). The transcript has a single exon. Bases 1 to 1587 code for a protein of 528 amino acids. The record is from RefSeq and is a predicted model, not a curated record. NCBI's taxonomy places the organism in Eukaryota, Fungi, Ascomycota, Saccharomycetes, Saccharomycetales, Saccharomycetaceae. Gene Ontology annotation, cellular component: P-body. Gene Ontology annotation, biological process: nuclear-transcribed mRNA poly(A) tail shortening; regulation of mRNA stability. Gene Ontology annotation, molecular function: protein binding; translation repressor activity; mRNA binding.